Messenger RNA from Vitis vinifera (wine grape), 1395 nucleotides. RefSeq lists its product as uncharacterized. NCBI's taxonomy places the organism in Eukaryota, Viridiplantae, Streptophyta, Magnoliopsida, Vitales, Vitaceae. The record is from RefSeq and is a predicted model, not a curated record. The coding region runs from base 1 to 1395 and encodes 464 amino acids. The transcript is spliced from 3 exons.
AUGGCGGGAAGGACCAGAGGAGGAAGAUCAGAGAGGAAUAAGGAGUUGGAGACGGUAAGAGAAGAACUCCGAGAAGUAAGAAGAGAGUUGAGAGAAACUAUUGAAUUGAUGAGAGGCCAGGGUUCCAGGAGAGCAGGAGGUACCCAGGGCCAUGAGGAUUCAGGUCACUCACAUAGGAGGAGCCGCACUGAGAGGCCAGUAAUGAGCCAAAUGGAAGCAAUGAAGAGGUUCAUGGUGAUGCAACCUCCAUCUUUUAAUGGAGAGCCUAGUGCUGAAGCAGCUGAGCAUUGGUUGAGGAGGAUGAGAAGAAUUCUGGUGGGACUGGACAUACCUGAGGAAAGAAGGGUAGGUUUGGCAGCAUAUAUGCUUGUGGACAAAGCUGAUUUCUGGUGGGAAUCAAUGAAAAGGGUGUAUGACACUGAGGUUAUGACUUGGGAGGAAUUUGAGAGAAUCUUCCUAGGCAAGUAUUUUGGGGAAGUGGCUAAGCAUGCCAAGAGGAUGGAGUUUGAGCACCUCAUCCAAGGAACCAUGUCAGUGCUGGAGUAUGAGUCACGUUUCUCAGAGUUGUCUCGUUUUGCUUUGAGGAUGAUCAGUGAGGAAGGAGAAAAGACUAGGAGGUUCCAGCAGGGGUUGAGGCCUGCUAUUAGGAACAGAUUAGUCUCACUGGCAAUAAGGGAUUAUUCUGAGUUGGUUAAGAGGGCUUUGUUGGUGGAGCAGGACAUUGACGAAACCAACCAAAUUCGAGAGCAAAAGGGGGACAGAAAAGGGAAACAAAGAAUGGGGGAAAGAGACCAUUUAUGGAGGGCUUGCCCAUUGCGAGGCACACAGCAGGCUCGACCUCAGUCUCAGGGAAGUUCUCAGCAACAGUCAGUAGUGUCUUUCCAGCCCCCUCAGUUUCAGUUGCCUUACUAUCAGAUGCCACAAUUACCCCCAGCAGCGCAAGGAACCAGGACAACUACCACGAGUCAGACCCGCUCUUCUCAAGGGUCGAAUGCUAAAGGUAGGGGAAGGCAGGCAGCAGGAAGAGUUUUUGCCUUGACCUCAACAGAGCCAGAGGAGGAUGCCCUUUUAGUGGAAGAAAGGGUAGAGAAUUUGUUACUUAUUGAGUCUCCUAUGGGUACGAACUCUAGAGUUGAUAGAAUAUGCAAGGGGUGUGUUAUUACCUUGGCAGAUAGAGCACUAAAUGUGGAUUUGAGGAUUUUGGAUAUGAUUGGGUAUGGUGUUAUUUUGGGAAUGGAUUGGUUGGCAGUGUAUAGAGCGGUUAUUGAUUGUCAUCGCCGCAGGAUAAUAUUUUGUUUGCCAGAGGGAUUUGAGGUUUGUUUUGUUGGAGGGAAGUGUGUUAGUUUGCCUUUUUCGCAGUCCGAUCCGUGCUAUCAGUAUGUGUUGAGGAAAUGA